Branchiostoma floridae (Florida lancelet) is the source of this 2406-nucleotide messenger RNA. RefSeq names its product SPARC-like. Gene Ontology annotation, molecular function: extracellular matrix binding; collagen binding; protein binding. Gene Ontology annotation, biological process: anatomical structure development. The record is from RefSeq and is a predicted model, not a curated record. The transcript has 12 exons. Lineage: Eukaryota; Metazoa; Chordata; Leptocardii; Amphioxiformes; Branchiostomatidae. Bases 232 to 1584 code for a protein of 450 amino acids.
GGACUUAGUAGAGUCAACACUGGAAAUUCCCCGACGUUCUCUACUGACUCUCCCCUGUGUGUGACCGUGUGUGGGGGUGCAGACUGUUCUGAGACCGGCUCUUCGCGGAAAAGCCGGACAUUUUUACCCCCGAGACGUUGGAUAGGACGAUCCCGGUUCGAUUCCCUGGUCGUCAGGUGACGUGGGAGAGCAGCUUCAUCCGUUGUACCGUCGGUGGACAAACGUGUGAAGAUGGUUGGCUGGAGACUGACAGUCGCCGUGCUCAGUGCCCUGACACUGGUUCAGGCACGAGACUUGGACGAUGUGAAGCCUGGAUCGGACAUCCAGAAGGUCCCAGACUCCAACGCGGCGGAGGAGCGCGAUGUGUGUGAAAACUUUAAGUGUAGGAAGCCGCCAGGCUCCAUGUGUACCGUGGACUACAGUAAAGGCAAGCCCAGGCCCAAAUGUAUCUGUCCAACCAACUGCCCUCGGGAAAUGGAGAAGGUCUGCAGCGUGUACGGCCGCACGUUCGACAACAUGUGCCGGCUGCACGUGGAGGCGUGCCGCAAAAAGAGACGGAUCGAGGUGGCGUACCAGGGAGAGUGCAUCGCCAAGCAGGAGCCGUGCACGGAGUACGAGAAGUCGCAGUUCCCUAUCCGCCUGAUGGAGUGGUUCUUCCACCUGAAGGAGAUAGACGAGUUCGGACACUUCAGUAACGUCACGUCCGGCGCCACGCUGGUCAUGACUGACAGGGAGCGCGGCAAACUGGCGAAGUGGAAAUAUGACCAGCUCGACCGGAAAGGAGAUGGCAAGUUGGGUCGGCGUGACCUGAAGGACUUUCGGUAUGCCCUGAUGCCCAUGGAGCAUUGCGCCGAAGCGUUCUUCCGCAAGUGUGACACCAACAAGGACAAGGGAGUUGACAUGGACGAGUGGAACACAUGCCUGGGAGUUUACCGAGAUGCCGAUGAGAAGAAAAUGCAGAUGGGCAUGCUGGUGGAACCGGAAGCUCUGGAAGUUAUGGUUGAGGCCAACUUCAAGGAAAUGCUGGAUAAGAUGCCUGAUGUGGGCAUGCCGCCUGCAUCCCCGCCUAAGUUUUUAGAGGAGGAAGAUGACGAUGACCAGUAUGAUGAUGACUAUUACGAUGACGCCUUCGACUAUGACGAUUUCGACGUAAUCGAGGAUCCCGAUGAAAAGAGGGACUUUGAUGACAAAUCUCUGACUGAAAAGCCCAAGCUUAAGGUCAAGGUGAAAAAGGCUUGGGAUCAAAUGACGGUGGACGAAAAGAACUGGGCCGAGGUGGACCGGAUGUUGGGUUUUGAUUGGCAGGAAACGAAACCCGAGACUGACAAACCUGAGGCUGACAACUGGGCUCUGGUGGACAAAAUGCUGAAGGAACAAGCUGACCAGCCGGCACAGCUUGUCGAAGGGGCUGAGGAUGAAGAUGCUCUUGAAGACGAAGAGGAAGAAGAGGAAGAGGAGGAAGUUGAGGAGGAGGAACUGUCUCCAGAGGAGAUCAAGAAGAUGGAGAAGAAGCGUCGCCGCCAAGAACGCCGCCGUCAGAGGAAGCUGGAGCGUGAGAGGAAGGAGCGAGAACAGAUGGAUUAAGUCAUCCAAAUUCCUUAGAAGACGUUGAUUCUAGUUGAUCUAGUAAAAUAGGUACAUUCACUAUGUCCCUAAGUUUCAGUUGAACGUAACGUUAACCUUGCCUUUGAUGUGACCCGUUGGUGACCUGUGACCCUUCCGAGAGGGGAAUUGGGAGGUUUGCUCUCUUGGGCGUUCAGUAAUGUCGACAUGAGGGUCAAAGGUGAACCAUUGGGUGCUCAUCGGAGGCCGGAAAUCAGAGGUUUUGUUAUCUCAAACCUGUAAAGUAAAAGAACGAAAGUAAGACAGGUAUGAGCAAAACUUUAUUGAGGUCCUAGCAAGAAUUAUUUCAUUUGGUGCUUGUUUUUUUACUGUUUAUGUUUGUCAUUUCUUCGGAUGUACCAUUUUUAAUGUGACAAUAUGGAUGCAAGGUGUGAUAAAUUUGUUUACAAUCAGCUUGGUAUUAAUGUUGUUAUAUGUAUAUCUAUAUCCAAUCAAUCGUAUUUAGAAUACUAGUAUCUUUUGUUGACAUGCUUAAGCUUGAUAAACGUUAGACGUAUAUAUGGUGUGCUUGUAUCACUCAAAUUUGAUAUUAACAAUAGUGAUGCUUUAUUUGGAUAUUAUUAUAGUAGUUACGUCUUCUAUACAUAUAAUCCAAAGUGUAGUUACCUUACUAUUCUAUCUGUUUUAAAAACGCAUCUUUCCGUAUGCUUUAAGGCAUGCUUUAUUGGACUUCUUGCAUUGUAAACGGCCAUGUAAACUAGACAGUAGUAGUCAUGUAGCUACUGAGUCAGGUGUGAAGUGUGUACUUUAUCUCUGAAUAAAAUCAGUAAGCUGUGUGCAAAA